Dicrocoelium dendriticum is the source of this 1338-nucleotide messenger RNA. The record is from the annotation of a GenBank genome assembly. Lineage: Eukaryota; Metazoa; Platyhelminthes; Trematoda; Plagiorchiida; Dicrocoeliidae.
AUGGCAUGUGUCUUUCUGCCCGCUGGCGUGUGCAUUGUACUCUCGUUGGCCCUUGUAGACCGAAAUGGAUGCGCGUUGUGGAUAAUUUCUACUAUGAAAACUCUCCGGUUUGGAUCCUAUUUUGCUGACGUCUUCCAGGAUACACAAAGCAAACUAAGGUACUAUUGUUUGCGACAGCCUGAUAAACUUGAUCGCAUCGCGAAGUACAUUUACAAGCGGCUAGCCCAAGACGUUCAUCGGCGUAAUGACUCCCACAUGUACAUCGCAAUAGAUGCAAUAAAUAUGCUUCUUGGAGGAUACCAAGGGCAUCGUUUGGUUUUAGCUCAGGUGUUUUUGCAAAUGGUACAUCUUUUGCUUCAAACCAACAGGGCUGAUCUUCAAAUUCUUGCCACAAAUACUGUAUGUCACACGGUUUUAGUUACCUUCGAUCAGUUUGUAGAAUUUUCUCAAAUCGAAGAUGAAAUUCCAAACUAUCCUAAGGAAUACAACGAUCUAAUUGAUCACUUUACAUCUAUGGCCCACGCGUCUUUGCCGGAUGUCAAAGAACGCAACAGGUUUGGUUUAGAUUUUCCAGCUUUACCUGUGUUCAGGGUUAGAAGAGCUGGAAUAUGCGGCAUUCAAGGGGUUGUAAGGAAAACCGUCGGUGGCCAGCUGCACAUUGACGUUGUCCAUGGGCCGAACAUGGAUAAAAUCAUCCCCUCCUUGCUGCUCAAUAUAUGCGACAGAGCCGAAAUCGAUCCCGAGGACAGUCAGGAAGAUCCGUCCCAGGAAGCUAUUUUUGUCUUCAAGGAUAUUGCCCGUCGCGCAUCUUAUCACAAUAUUGAGCCUGUUGUCGCCUCCAUUUUAAUCUACCGCCUAACAUCGAUCUCGAAUACAAUGCAUAAUAUUCUUCGGACCAGUAUAGAUAAGACUCCACAAGUCUUGGAUGACACUUCACCGAGUGAUGCCCAGGUGAACACCGAGGAGCGUCAAUUCCAAGACGCUAUCAUCAACACAAUCGCUGAGUUUGCGAAAAAUUUGCCAGAUACACAGAAGAUUGAAAUUCUCAAGUUUAUCCUGAAUUUCGAGCCGAUGGCAAAGACACUUCCAUCACAAGCUUGUUUCGAGAUGACCAGGAAUUACAUGUGUUUUACUAAUGCAAUCAUAUGUCGAUCGGAUCAAAUUGAAGCUGUCAACACUACGUACGAACGCGUUGCAAAGCAUUUUCACAGGUACCAGGCCGCGUGUUACAAUGCCCUAACCAGACCUGAAUCGACAAAAUCGAUGAGCUCGUGGAGUCAACAUUCGUGGGAAGAAGUGAACUUUUCCUCAAAUUCAUCCUUUGGUAUUCGUCCAUAG